Molecule: messenger RNA, 6027 nt
Organism: Loxodonta africana (African savanna elephant)
Lineage: Eukaryota; Metazoa; Chordata; Mammalia; Proboscidea; Elephantidae
Gene: TTC23
Product: tetratricopeptide repeat domain 23
Exons: 11
Coding region: 1984-3324 (446 amino acids)
Molecular function (GO): protein binding
Source: RefSeq, a predicted model, not a curated record
GGAGUGAGCGAAGUGGGAGCCGUGGAGAGGAGAGCGGAACCUCGCGAUAACUUGCCCCCGUUCGUGCGGAUUCGCGAUAGGUGGGACGAGAAGCACGGUUUCCACGAGAUGUGUCUAUUGGCCGAGAGCGCGGCUUCCUCCACACUGGUCCCGCCCCCUGCCGGCGCUUCCGGCUCUGGCCUGGCGGCUUCUUGGGGUAGCGGGUUUUUGUCUUUCUGAAGUUGUAAUUUAACCUUUUCCAGCCCCAAGAUCCGGCAAUAGUUAACUUUUUCUUUCAUUCAUGCGUUCAUUCAGGCACUCGUGCUCUCGCCCAGUGCAUACGUUAAGGAAUUGCAACAAUAAUAACACCGGAUGUUGAGCUGUGCGUGGGCUAUCUUUUACCCCUCACAACAGCCCCUUCCCACGGGUGCUAUUAUCCCCUUUGGACUGGUGAAAACCUGAGGCCCGGUGGGUUUCUGUAACGUGGCCUAGGGCAGCACCGGAUUUAAAGACUCGGUGGCAACGGGUUUGGUUUUGGUUUUUUGGUGAGUACCAGGUUCCAAAGAUGAAAUAACCCAGUCACUGCCCUUGAAACACCGAAGAUGUGUAGUGAGUUACGUAUUAUGGAAGUCCCUAGCAUGACUGGGUAGUCCGUCAAUAAAUAUCACUUCAAGAAUCAAUUUUCCUGUGUCAGUGGAAAGAGACAUCAAAGGAAGACGGCUUCAAACUGCUUUGAAAACAACAACCAAGCAUUGUUCGGGAAUAUUAAAACACAUACACACAUUUUUAAAAUACCACGCUUGUUAAUGUAACAAUUUCAUGAUGAAGUGAAAAUUGUUUUAAAAAGUGUCCUCUCUUAAAACUGCUGUUGUUUAUUGGUCUUUGAAAAGCUUGAUUUUGGUAAUUUUCUAGAGCCUCAUUGUAAAGCAACUUUAUAAUUAACUAUUUUCAGUUUGGCUUAAUUUCUCUUAGAUAUGAAUUACCUAGAAAGCAGAAUUAUAUUUUUUAAAAACUUCCAAAACACGUUGUUAGUUAUAAAUUACCAAUUAAAUCUGGUCUUAAGUAUACAGGAUAGUAAAUGUCAUGUAGUUCUAAGUGUUUUUUUUUUUUUUUGGUUGGGGUAGACAUUUUUUGCUAGGAUUAAAAUGAAGAAACCUAAAGCGUGUGUAAAAACAAAUUCUUAGGAUAUUAAUGAUCAGCCAAAAUAAUAAAACCUGCUCCUAAUACAGAAGUCACAAAAAAGGAUUAACAAUAGAACAACAAUUUUUUUUUUUUAAACGUGCUGAUCAAUGUCUGCCUCUUUGGUUUUCAUUUCUUCAAAAAAUUUUUUUCAAUGGAGCAAAUUAGUAUAUGAUACUUGGUCUUGAAAAAUGAACCAUCUUAAAAUUUUUUUUAAAAUAACUUUUAACACCCCCCCUCAAUUGACACAAAAGUAACCAAGUGAUAAUUGAUAAUAUAGUAUUCUAUGACCGUUAAUGAAAGUCUUCUCAUUAUAUAAAGAAUCAGUUUUCACAUUUUGCCUUACUUAAAACAAGGGAGGAAGACCCCUCUAACUUAAGUUAGCGAUUUUGCAAACUUUCACAUCAGCAGGCAGCGAUACCACUUUAAGAAAAUUCCAAGGAAAAGACAACCCCUUUAAAAUUCCCACCUCUGGCUCCCAAGGAUUGGAUUGCAAACUCCAACAAAAUACUCUUCUCCACUUCCUAUUGGUGCCUGCUCUAUCACUCAUUCUUCUGCCUUAAAUUUUGUGAAGCACCAGGUUGCUUUACGGGAAAAGGCUCCUCUGAUUUAGUCUGAAAGUGCCUACUUUAGGCUUUUUCAUGGUUAUUAAUCUGUACAAAGAAUCACAAAACUGAUAAAGCGGGAACCAAACUGGUAAAUCAGGCUACAAGACAACUGUGAAAUUCGCUGGAAAAAGAAACGGAGAACCACUCAAGAACACAGGGUAAACUGACAAAGGAUUUUACGACAAAGUUAGAGAUGUAAGACAAUGUAUACAAAAAUAUGCAAGAAGAACAGGAAACUCACAUAUCUAGCCACUUAGAUGAAAUUGUUGCCGCUGUCAGCAUAACGCCUAGAAAGAGGAUCCAAAACAAGCUGCCUCAGACAGCACUGUUCCAGCCUCCUCGAGAGAAACUCCAGUUCUGUGAAGAGAAAGCUAAGUCCUAUUCCAGCAGUCACCACUACAAACAGGCUAUCCAGGAGCUCGUGCGUUGUGUAGCGCUGACGAGAAUUUGUUAUGGCGACUCCCAUUGGAAACUAGCCGAGGCGUAUGUUAAUCUGGCUCAAGGCUACCUCCAGCUGAAAGGGCUGUCGCUGCAAGCAAAACAACAUGUAGAAAAAGCCCAAGAAAUCCUCACCAACUCCAUUGAGCCUCCUUAUAAUGACAAUACAGACGUUUUCAAGUGUUCCGUUGAGCUUUUUCACACCAUGGCCAGAGCCUUAAUCUCACUUCAAAAAUUUAAGGAAGCUUCGGAGAAUCUGGCCAAAGCAGAUAGACUCACAAAGGAGCUGCUGCAGUGUGGGAGAAUCAUAAAGGAAGAAUGGAUAGAAAUUCAAGCACAGCUCAAACGCUCGUGGGCAAAACUGUAUCAAGGUCAGAAGAAAUCAAAAGAAGCUCUGCCCCAUUAUCAAGAGGCAUUGGAAUAUAUCCAGAGCAGUAAAGGUGAAAAAAGUCUGGAGUGUGUCCCAGUACUGAGGGAACUAGCAGGUGUGGAACAAGCCCUGGGAUCACACGACUCGUGCAUCAACCAUUUAUUACAGGCACAUCUCAUUGUCCUGAAUAAAUGCCCGUCUCAAGAGGAGGCAGCCGACUCCGCACACUUUGUGGCCCAGGCCGCUGUCACUUCCGGGAGGCCUGAGUAUCACGAUGUGGCUGAGCAGCAUUUCCAAGAGAGCAUGGCUAAUCUGAAAGAUGCUGGAGAGAUGGGAAGAGCCAAAUUUCUUUUAAUUCAAGAUGAAUUUUGCCAUUUCCUGAAAAUCACUGGACAAGAAGAGAGAGCAUUCUCCAUUCUGAAAGAGUCCCUGGAAGCCAAAGUGAAGGCAUUUGGUGACUUCAGUCCUGAGGUGGCUGAGACAUACCGGCUCCUAGGCGGGGCAGACCUUGCGCAAGGAAACCACAGCAGGGCCCACAAGAAACUGAACAAGUGUCUUCAAAUUCAGACCCUCUUAUACGGACCACAGGACAAGAGGACCCUGGCCACCCAGCAGUCUGUGAACGUCCUGUCCAAGGCCCCGGACGUUGUUGGGAAGCCACGGCAGGCUCAGAAAGCCAGGCCAGCCUUGUGCCCUGCGGUACCUCAGCACCCUGCACCUGGGAAGGCCAGGGCCAACACAGCUGACUAAGGCAUCCCAUCACCCCAAAGAAAGCUCUGGUCAGACCUGAGUGCUUAUAUUUUAGGGUACUGCAUAAAUCUCUCUCCAACUAGAAGACAGGAUUCAACAACCAUUGCAUAGCUUUCAAGGCUGACAGUUUGCUCCAAGAUGCAACAGUGAUACCACAAACCUCCCACAGGCCACAUUUUGACAAUGGAUGCCCUUCAAGGGGACCUGGUGCUUGUAUAAAGCAUUUUUUUUUUUUUUUUUUACCACCAGAGUGGUUUUUCUUGCCAACAAAAAUGUUUACCCAUCAGCACUGCUGAAAGGCUUCCCUUCAAAAACUCAAAACUGCCUGCACCUUGCACAGGUCUGGAGUCAGAUUUGGAGCUAUAGCAUUCUGGGAAAAGCCCUUUUUUAUAUGAAGGUAACAGGGACCAAGAAGAGAGUGGUGAUAAAGUGGAAGCUGAGGCUGUGGUGUCCAAUGUAAGUGCUCAGGUGUAUGUGUUUAAAAUGAAGCCUGCCUCGGAGAGCCUCGGAGUCUGAAAAGGGGCCCUGAGGGGUAACCUUCAUUCACAUCAUCAGUCGCUCAUCAGGUUUGUCAAGCACCUAGUAUGCUCCCCAUAAGAACUCGGGGCCCACAGUCAACAAGGCACACACGGUCCCUGUCGUCUCAGAGCUUACGAUUGAUGUGAAUGCUGUAGAUUCUACAGGUCACGAGGGCAUUAGUCCCUGACCGUGGCAGCAAUUGCAACACAGGAAAAGAGUGAUAGAGGGACCUGACUUGGCCUCAAGGUUAGGGGAGGCAGGGCAGGGAAGCGAAAGCCAAACUGAUGGCGUGAGGCCGGCACCGAGAGGCUGCUGGGGGGUCCUGACUGCUCUGUUGUGCUCCUGUGGCCUCUGUCCUCCUGGCGGGGAAAAACUGGCGGCUUCUGCUUGGAGUGUCUUUGUGAGCUGGCCCAGCCUGGGCCUUGCUCCCCUGCUCUCCCCAACAGUGGUCCAGGCUCAGCAUGUAUGUGGGGUGUGAGCUGCAGCAGGUGGAGGGGUGUACCUUAGUGCCCGCAGCGGUCUUCAGGUUCCUGUAGGGAGGCUGUAGUCACACCAAAGUAGCUAGUGCAGGGCAGAGUUUAGCACCCUUCUUCUGCCCUUUGCUGAUGAUACCAGUGCUGGAACGAGGCAGGUGGAGGCAUGAGUGCAGGUGGUGCUUUCCCUUCUCCCUCCCUCAGCCCCUGGGCACAGCCCAGGGAGGCUGCAGCCUGGUACGGGGACAGAAGGAUGGCAGCAGGAUCUCAGCACUCCGGCCUGCCCUUCAGGCCCCAGUAGGAAACUCAAACCCCACUGGCCCUACCUGUGUAGGGCACCACCUUGAGAGGAGAUGGGGAAAACAAACCACAAAGGGCCGUGAUAGGGCAGAGAGAGCCUGGGGUGACUUCACAUAGGUCGUGGUGCCUGUGCCAAAAUGACUUUGUAGUCUGCUGAGAGCACUGCCUUCUGCCAUCCUGGAGGGCAGGGUCUCUCCUGGCCCCCGUGGGUUCAGAAACGGAUCCUGGUGCCGUAUGGGCAGUGAGGGAGGCCACCCACUUGAGGCAGCAUAGUGUCAGCGGACCUGCACAGUCCUGCUCGUCCUCCCGGCCAGCUCUGUUCACCCUCAAUUCAGUCCUCUGGGCCCAUGUUCCUGGUUCCUGUGCCCCGUGGCUUAUGUGGCUGCCUCUUUUUUAUUACCGUGGAGUUCUUCUAUUUGUUUAUUGUGGUAAAAAUAUACAUAACAAAACAUUUCAGCAUUUUUACAUGUACAAUUACAUUCAUCAGGUUAUGUAAAUUGUCACCACUGUCUCCAAACUCCUGCUGAGUUUUUCCCUUAUGUAUUCUUGUGUGUUCCCUUAUGUAGUCCCCUUCUUUGACACCCAGUUUCCUUCAUUCCUUUCUACACUGAUUCCCACUCUCCCUCCUUUUCCUCCUUGCCACUCCCAGCUUCCUGCCCACAGCCAUACCCUUCCCCAUACCACCACCAGAAGAAAAAAAAAUCCUCUCCCUCCUCCAUCUCAGGGAGGCCCAGAAAGUCCAGGUGGACUGGCCUUCCCUUUCUAUCUGCCUGAAUCAAGGCAGCACUUCCCAGCCUUUUUUCUGUCCUGGCACAGAUUUCUGUGCAGUAUGCUCAGGUACACAGGAAAACCUGCCCAGGCCGGGAGCCCACUGGCUCCAGAUCCCACCUGGUCACCUGCACCCCUAUAACCCAUGUGGAGUGUGCACGCUGACUGGGGAGCUUCAAGCAAGGGCUCUUGGAUUGCAGGAGCCAACUCUGGAUAACAGCAAGAAAAGAGUAUUGCACAACUGUGGGGCAGUUAUUGGCGGGCAACGCUCAGUAACUAGGUCUUGGAAAGGUUAGGUUCCAGGGCAGGUGGCAGCAACAGGCAGACCAUGUCUUCAGGGGCCACUAGCAAGAGGAUUUCUCCCCUCAAGACUCAGUUCCUGGGAGUGUCUGCCUGGCCUAACAUGACUGGUAGGUCUUGAUUAUUAACCAUCCCCCCAACGCAGCAUGCAAUGGGAGUGGGGUACCCCUAAAGGGAAGGUAAGGGUACAGUUGCCAGAAGAUUGGACAGAAAUGCUAGGCAGGUAUGUAAACAGCAGGUGCCACAACAGUGCCCUGUCCUCUGCACCGUGUUCCAUUCACUGACUGACUCACUGCUUUCCUCCUCCCUGGAGCCAGAAGGAAAUGACGUGGUAAGGUUGACU